AUGGAACAUGCGACCCGGGUGCUCCCCCGCCAGAUCUGGGCGAACCCGACGACGAGUUCGACGAAGACUUACUCCCCAGGCUGCACGCCAUUUGUUUUGCCUAGCGAUGGACUUGUCUACUACAACAAAUCGUACGCUGUGACCCUUACCGAAAACGCUGUCUUCGAGCCUCUUUGUACUGGCUCGCCUACCGAUGAUGUCCACGUCUCCGCCGUUCUUGAUACCCGUGACCCGUUCUACUCUUCUGUUACGCCACAGCUGUAUGCUAUCGGGUGCGCGACUGUUGUCAGCUACCUCCUCGUUAUUAUCCUCCUAAUUACUCCCCGAACAUUCUACGUCGGUGGACCGGGCGGUGGCGCGAAUUUCCUCGGACGACAUGGGAUGAUUAGCGGUUCAUACAGCGGGAAUUCCUCGGUGGUCGGAGUCGGUGGACGACCAUGGCUGCAGAAAGUAGCUGCGAUCUUAGUCGCGAUAUCAUUAACGAUCGCCACGGUCGAUUCGUUCAAAGUGGCAGAACGACAGUACAAUUAUGGGUUUUCCGACGCCGAAGCGCUUUCCGAGGAAGUGAUUGAUGGAUUGGAAAUUCGCAUUGUCAGAGUAAUAUCCAGCACGUUUCUUUGGCUUGCGCAGGUUCAGACUUUGAUUCGAUUGUUUCCGCGACAUAAGGAGAAAGUCAUGAUCAAAUGGGCUGGGUUUGCGUUGAUUGUGCUGGAUACGACGUUCAGUAUAUUGGAGAAUUUUUUGGUGAGGAGUUCGUCGACACGACCAAGAUUAUAUGACGACGCGAUUCCUGCUUUGAGUUAUUUGUUUGAGUUGUCCCUCAAUCUGCUUUAUGCUGCGUGGGUUAUUUUCUACUCGAUUUCGAAGCAUCGUUAUGCCUUCUUCCAUCCCAAGAUGCGAAAUAUAUGCCUGGUGGCUCUUCUGUCACUAUGUGCUAUUCUGAUACCUGUGGUAUUCUUUGUUCUGGAUAUUUCCAGGCCAGAGAUUGCUGGGUGGGGUACAUAUAUUCGAUGGGUUGGAUCUGCUGCGGCCAGUGUGGUGGUGUGGGAAUGGGUGGAACGAAUUGAGGCGCUGGAACGAGAUGAAACGAAGGAUGGAAUCUUGGGACGAGAAGUGUUCGAUGGUGAUGAGAUGCUUGAGGUUACACCGUCUGAAGAAGUCGACUGGCCGCGAUAUUCACAUCAAGGACAUGACCGAGGCGGCGGCGGUGGUACCUCUUCUGGAUGGGGCGGCAUGAUGGGUCUAGCACAUCGACCGCUACGAGCUCGAGCUGGACUUCCUCGUGUUAACCGGAACAGAGGUGCCGGGGCUCCAGCAAACAACCCCGCCGCUGGCAUGCCACCGAGGCAUCCAAACAACCGUCCCACACCACCCCCGGCGGCCAUUACGCCGGUGAGCCGGGCUGAUACUACCAGUGCAGCGAGCACAGUAUAUAAUGUUCGAUAUCAUCCAGUGGCGAGCCCUACACCUCCCGUCGCGAUGCCAGAAAUGGACGAGGAAGCGGAACUCGAGGAAACCAAGGAAAUGGAAGAAGGAAGACAAGUUCCUGACACGGCUGAACAUGGUCUAUCUGCCGAAGACGCACGAGAGCAGUCGCCGCAAAUCGUCCAAGCAGACCCACGAUGGCGCGCCCUCCUCAACCCAUUCAAGAGGCGACGGGCAUCACUGCCCAAAGAAGUCGCCAUUGCGCAAGCCGGAGAAGAGCCCUCUGAACGCAACCCGUCUGUGUCUUUAAUAGGCGAAGAAGCUGAGAUAGAGGCACAUGCUGCCCGGACCCGAGCCGAUCACUUCUUCUCUCUACGCAAAGUAAGACCAGGAUCUGGCUCGCUCAAUACAGACAAUUCCCUCCCCGUGACCGUCAUUCCCGCCCGCCGUCGUGGCCAACACACAUGGUCACCCCAGAACCGGUUGCUGGAGCCCUCUACACUCCGUGAAACCUCUACCAGUCGGGCCGAACCUCCCCCUGGCCGAGUCCCCGGCCGAGUUGAUCGGCCAGAUCUACCAGUCCGGCUCAUCCCCUCGCAACCACAGGCCUCUGCACCAUGGACGGAGGCUGACGUGGAGCGAGGAGGCGGGGACUAUGUCUUACACUACGACCCUGAAACUGCGGCCUUGGUCAACGCCGAUGUCAGCCUGGCUCAUGAUAGCCGGGCUGCCAAUUUCGACCAACGCAGCUGGACGGAAUCCACCGCUUCUGAUGAGAGGGACGAGCCGACUGCACCUGCUGUGCAGUCCCACGUUGAAUCAAAUACUUCGCAACCACCAGAUGCAGAGCACAGGUCUAAUGAACAGCACUGA
Penicillium antarcticum is the source of this 2298-nucleotide messenger RNA. RefSeq names its product PalH/RIM21 family protein. Lineage: Eukaryota; Fungi; Ascomycota; Eurotiomycetes; Eurotiales; Aspergillaceae. The coding region runs from base 1 to 2298 and encodes 765 amino acids. Gene Ontology annotation, cellular component: plasma membrane. The record is from RefSeq and is a predicted model, not a curated record. Gene Ontology annotation, biological process: cellular response to pH. The transcript has 2 exons.